Chaetomium fimeti is the source of this 1507-nucleotide messenger RNA. RefSeq names its product eukaryotic translation initiation factor 3 subunit I. Gene Ontology annotation, biological process: cytoplasmic translational initiation. Gene Ontology annotation, cellular component: eukaryotic translation initiation factor 3 complex, eIF3m; cytoplasm. The transcript is spliced from 3 exons. NCBI's taxonomy places the organism in Eukaryota, Fungi, Ascomycota, Sordariomycetes, Sordariales, Chaetomiaceae. The record is from RefSeq and is a predicted model, not a curated record. Gene Ontology annotation, molecular function: RNA binding; translation initiation factor activity; protein binding. The coding region runs from base 154 to 1182 and encodes 342 amino acids.
GGCGAAAGAAGCCAACGCCCUGAAAGAAACGCCCCGCAAUAGCUCGCAAAAGACGACCCGGCGCCGAUUAUAACUACACUUCCCUGCGGCAGACAACGAAAUUCUUCUCGAACGAAAACAAGACCAUCUUGACCGACCUUCAGUACCGCGAACAUGAGGCCUAUCUUGUUGGCGGGCCACGAACGUGCCCUGACCCAGAUCAGAUACAACCCCGACGGCGACCUUAUCUUCUCAGUCUCGAAGGAUCAACAAAUUUGCGUGUGGUUCGCGCACAACGGCGAGCGGCUCGGGACGUAUCGCGGCCACCAGGGUGCCAUCUGGACCAUCGAUGUCGACCCCACAUCCACCAUCCUCGCUUCAGGGUCUGCCGACAACACAAUCCGCCUUUGGGACAUCAAGACGGGCAAGUGCCUAAAGACAUGGGACUUCCCAACGGCCGUCAAGCGGGUUGAGUUCAGCGAGGAUGGCACCAAGCUGCUGGGCGUAACAGAAAAGCGCAUGGGGCACCUGGGCACGAUUGUGGUGCUGGACAUCGAGAUCGACGUGGAGGCGGAGCAGAGCGAUGAGAAGGUCCUGACCAUCGUGUGCGACGAGAGCAAGGCCACGGUCGCGGGGUGGAGCUACCUGAGCAAGUACAUCAUCGCUGGCCACGAGGACGGCUCCGUUUCCCAAUACGACGGCAAGACGGGUGACCUGCUGUACAACAUCCCUAUCCACGAGCUGAACCAGCCCAUCACGGAUCUGCAGUGGUCCCAGGACAGGACUUACUUCAUCACUGCGUCAAAAGACAAGACUGCCAAGCUCAUCUCCGCCAAGGACCUCGAAGUGCUCAAGAACUACACCGCCGACACACCCCUCAACAGCGCCGUCAUCACGCCGAAGAAGGAAUUCGUCAUCCUCGGCGGUGGCCAGGCCGCCAUGGACGUCACGACCACGGCCGCCCGGCAGGGCAAGUUCGAGGCCCGCUUCUACCACAAGAUCUUCGAGGACGAGAUCGGGCGCGUGCGCGGCCACUUCGGCCCGCUCAACACGGUCGCCGCCGACCCGACGGGCAAGGGCUACGCCAGCGGCGGAGAGGACGGCUACGUGCGCGUGCACGCCUUCGACAAGGGGUACUACGACUUCAUGUACGAGGUCGAGAGGGAGAGGCAGAACAGGCUGGCGGCGGCGGCCAAUGCUUGAGGUUUCUGGUGGGGCUGGAGGGCGGUGGUUCGGCAUUUACAAAUGGCGUUCAGGGACACGAACUUAGGGCGGCGGAUCGAGGUGGAAGGAGAAGGGAUACACCCUUUCUUUGACUUUGGAAGAAAAAGUUGGUUCUUCGCCCAGGUAGUGUGGUUUGCUAGUGUAGCUCGGUCCUGCGCGCCUCCUCAGAUGGGAUGCGGAUACCCUACAUUGGCCUGUCUUUUCAGCUGUCCCGGUCCCUGUUCUUGCCCCGUCGUUGAAGUUGGAGACGCACUUGCUAGAGCUUGAACCAACGCCUCCCACACGGGAGAAGCGAGAGGCAUAU